CGUAAUCCUCUGAAACACUGUUUACGCUUUAAGACUGUUGUGUGAGAAGGGCAACAGUUUCCUGUUUUCUAUGUAAAGUUGAGGAUCUGACAGAGGAUUGGAAUUUUGUAGUGUGAUGACCACACUCAAUCCUUUUGCUUUACCUUUUCCCUAUCCAUUUCCUUACGCAUUAAGGGUUCUUCGCCUCCAAAUACUUGCUCUUUCCUAGUUUCGUUGUCUUUGUUUUCUUUCGUCUGCGCCUGCAACCCAAAGGUUUAACCAGAUUUCUUUCAUGGCCGCCUCUUUCAAGAAUGGCCGACGGCUGCAUUUCUCACCUCCCCAUCUAACAGAUUUGAAUGCUCACCGGCUAGUUUCAAAGACCCAACAGAACCCAAGCAACUAUUCUGGCUAUCUGCUUAAAGGCCUGUUCAUAACUGUAGCAUUUGCGCUCCUGCCUUUUUGCUCCUCCCACUUACCCGAAUUCACCAACCACACGAACCUUGAUAGGAGGUGGGAGUUUCUGCGGCUGGCUUUCAUCGGGGCUGCUCUCUCCUAUGGUCUGUUAAGCCGUCGUCGGAGUGAAACAGUGAAGGAAAUUGAGGUAAGGAUAGAAUCGACGCAGAAUUAUGUCUCCAAAAUCCUUCAAGUCUCGCCAGUCUUUGAUGGUGAGAGCGACUGUGGUUCUUACUCUGACAGCAGUAGGCUUCAGACCUGGAGCUCUCUAUAUUAUCCUUGUGAGUCCAAGGUCAUGGUGGCCGAGGAAGAUCGCAACCGCCAUGAUCAGCCCCUCUUCCUUCCAGUUAGGAGCUUGAAAUCCAGCAUUUCUGACACAGAAACUAUGCCUGCACGGGAGAUAACACAGAUUCCAGCGCCUGCAAAUUCGAAAACCAAAGACAGCGUGAUGAUUGGAAAAAGAGAAACUGGGAUGUCCAACUUUCAUGGUGUGGACCUGGACAACGUAGUUUUGCCUUCACCCGUUCCAUGGCGGUCGAGGUCAGGAAGAUUGGAGGUUAAGGGAGACAUAUUUCCUUCUGCCCUUUACUCUCUACCACAGUCUAUUUCUGGACCUGAGGUGCCGGAAUUUGCAAGUCCUGCUUCACUGUCAUCCAUUUCACGGCCUCCUUCAAUUUCUCCUCCACAGUCUCUCUCUCCAACCCCAAUGUUAGCUUCUGUUCAAGACUCUGCAACGGACCCUAAAGUCAAUCGUGUCUCUUCUGUUAAGGACAAUGUGUCCCCCCCUGUAAAGGAAAUCGUUACGGUGAACAAGUUCCUGAACAAAACCCUAGACUAUUCACAGUCGUUUGAAGGCAACCGACCUAGAAAAUCCAUUUCCACAAUGAGAAAAUGUGAAAGUUUGGAUUCAACAUAUGGAGGUCAUGUCGGUAUCGAACCUGAGCAAACGGCGGUAAGAAGCAGGAGGACGUUUAAUUCAAUGAAGGUGGAGAACGGUGUAAGAAAGAACAAGGAUGAUGAGAACCUUCUGAUGCCCAGGCCAGAUGGGGAGGAUAAAAGUGUUGGGAGUGAAGCAGAAGAAGGGAUGAGCAGAAAUGAUGGAACAGAGUUUGUUGUUGCGACGAAGAAAAGAAAAUCAGAAGUUGAAAUAGCAGAAAAGACUCAGUCAAAGUCCAAUUUCCAACCGCCACGACCGCCUUCUAUUGAGUUGUACGAAGAGUAUCGCAAGAAUAGACACAGUGCGAAGCAAGAAAUCAAGGAGUUGAAGGCACAAGUAGAAGCGGCAUUGGUCGCUGAUGGUGAUGAUGACGAUGACAAUGGCGAUGAAGACGACAAUGAUGAGGAGGAGGAAGAACGGGAGCACGAGGAGGAGGAAGUUGAUGACACACAUUCAGACACUGAAACUGUUUCGUCAGAAUCAGAAUCAGAAACCGAUCAAAUUGAUGAGAGUGAAGUUGAUAAGAAGGCGGAUGAAUUCAUAGCUAAAUUCAGACAGCAGAUUAGACUACAAAGGGUCAGACCAAUCAAGACUGGCAGCGGUCAGAAGAUUCAAAACAGGAAAAAUAGAUGAGGUAGAGUUGCUUGCUUUCUUGAAAGCUAAAUCCCGAAGGUUCGCAGCAGUGAUGAAUUCUUCAGAGUUCAGAAAAAGGAAAGUAAAACCGGAAAGACAACAUAGAUGGGUUUCCUUGAAUUGCUGCUUCUGCUGCUGCUUCAUUUUCUCUUGCCGUGUUUUUCUUUUGUGGCUUUGGUUUGCCAUUUUUGUGUUUCUUAUGUUGUCAAAACCAGCUUCCGAUUGGCGUCUACUUGUUUAUGGCCGUUUACCAGCUUAAAGACUGUGCAUUACAGUUUCUCUUGCUA
Nymphaea colorata (pocket water lily) is the source of this 2289-nucleotide messenger RNA. RefSeq lists its product as uncharacterized. Lineage: Eukaryota; Viridiplantae; Streptophyta; Magnoliopsida; Nymphaeales; Nymphaeaceae. The record is from RefSeq and is a predicted model, not a curated record. Bases 272 to 2002 code for a protein of 576 amino acids. The transcript has a single exon.